UAACUAUUAUUAAUACUAUAGUACUAUUAUUUUCUACUGAGUCCCCACAGAAAAAGAAACUUUAGCUCAGAUUUGGGAUCUAUAAAUGUAACAAAAAAAAACAAAGAAGCUAUAAAUAUAUUAUAUAUCUUUCUUUUUCUCAUAUUUUUUCUCUAUUUAUAGAAGCUAAGCUUCUAUUAAUUGCUUUAUUUUUCUGGUGAAGAUUUGAUUUUAUUAGUUAGUUAUGGAUAAUAGUAAUUGGUGGAGGAAUUAUGAAGGCAUAUUGAAGACUUUUUACCCUGUAUUAUUGGGUCAACUUGUGUCUUUUGUUAUGGCACUUGCUAGUUUUACUUCUUCUCUAGUAGCAAAUCUUGGUGCAAAGACUCCACUUUCCCUAUCAUUUUUCUCUUACACAUCUUUAGCUUUGGUUUAUGGAGGAAUCAUGAUUUAUAGGAGGCAGAAAUUACAGGUUCCUUGGUACUGGUAUGCCCUUUUAGGUGUAGCUGAUGUCCAGGGAAAUUUUCUCGUAAAUAAGGCAUAUCAGUACUCAUCGAUCACCAGUGUGACCAUAUUGGAUUGCUGGACUAUAGCUUGGGUGAUAAUUUUGACGUGGUUGUUUUUGGGGACACGAUAUUCUCCGUGGCAAUUCUUUGGUGCAGCAGUGUGUUUAGGUGGUCUUGGACUUGUGCUUCUAUCGGAUGCUAAGGCGAGUGGCGGAAGUGGUGGUUCCAAACCUAUUCUUGGUGAUAUACUCGUCAUCAUAGGGACAUUUUUCUUCUCGAUGAGUAACGUUGGUGAGGAGUUCUGCGUGAAAAAGAAAGAUCGUAUUGAAGUUGUUUCAAUGAUUGGUCUUUUCGGUUUGCUUAUUACUAUGAUUGAGAUACCAAUCUUAGAAAGGAAGAGUUUGGAAUCGGUCAAGUGGUCUGCAGAGCUCAUAUUAGCAUUUUGUGGCUAUGCAGCGGCAAGCUUUAUGUUCUACACAUUUGUUCCUUUUCUUCUCAAGAUGAGCGGCUCAACCUUGUUUAAUCUAUCUCUUCUCACAUCCGACGUGUGGGCAGUUGUCAUUAGAACCUUUUUCUACAAGCAAAAGGUUGAAUGGCUGUACUUUGUAGCUUUUGCACUUGUGUUUACUGGACUGAUCAUAUACUCGAAAACCGCGAAGGAUCCAGUUAUCGAAGAAGCAAAUGCCGAUGAUCAACGGUACCAACUUCUUAACGACGACGAAGAGCAAGCUGAUCAUAGACAUGAUGAAAAAACUGUUUCAUGAGUUAGUUGUAUAAAUCAAUAUUCAUUGGAAUUACAUGUAUUUCACAUAUUAUUAUACUUCUGAAAUGUAUUUUUUUAACCAUAAGAUAAAAGUUCUGUACUUCUGCAACAUCUAUAUAUAUCAAUUGAAGUUUCUUUUUUCCCA
Molecule: messenger RNA, 1390 nt
Organism: Capsicum annuum
Lineage: Eukaryota; Viridiplantae; Streptophyta; Magnoliopsida; Solanales; Solanaceae
Product: solute carrier family 35 member F2
Exons: 11
Coding region: 224-1246 (340 amino acids)
Biological process (GO): transmembrane transport
Cellular component (GO): membrane
Molecular function (GO): transmembrane transporter activity
Source: RefSeq, a predicted model, not a curated record